CCGGCUGACCCACUUGUCAAGCCAAACACUGCUGCUGUGCGUGAGACAGACUCAGUGAGGAAAACUAAAGAAGAGAUACCUGAGGGUUAGCAGACUUCUACAUUUUGGAUUAACUGUUUCCUUAACCAGGGAUACACUCUCAGAGAGGCAGUAUGGGCUGUAUGAAGUCCACGCUGAGCGAAGGUCUGAGCAGAGGUUCGGAGGGCAAAAUCAGCGAGCAGACUGUACGUACCGAUACGCACUAUGUCAGAGACCCCACCUCCAAUACAAAAAGCAACAUAGAUAACUCACUGUUACCUGGUCAGAUGUUCCAAAAGAUGGAAGGCGGUGUUGGUAAAAUAGUGAUCGGCCUUUAUCCGUAUGAAGCCGCACAUCUUGAUGACCUGGGAUUCAAAAAGGGAGAAAAGAUGAAAAUCUUAGAAGAACAUGGUGAGUGGUGGAAAGCAAAGUCUUUGACAACCAACAAAGAAGGAUUCAUCCCGUCCAACUACGUCGCCCAAGCUGACACCAUGGAAACAGAGGAAUGGUUUUUCAAGGACAUCACAAGGAAGGAUGCAGAGAGGCAGCUGCUGGCGCCAGCAAACAAACCAGGCUCUUAUCUUAUCAGGGAAAGUGAAACAUCAAAAGGGAGUUAUUCAUUAUCCAUCAGAGACAUGGACGCAAAUGGGACAGAAGCAGUCAAACAUUAUAAGAUCCGGAAGCUGGAUAAUGGCGGCUACUACAUCUCUCCUAAAAUCUCCUUUCAGGACAUCGGCAGCAUGAUUAAACACUAUCGCAGUAAAGCUGAUGGUCUGUGCUGUAAACUGGACCGUCCAUGCGUGAAACCUAAAGCUCAGAAGCCGUGGGACAAAGACGCCUGGGAGAUUUCCAAAGAGUCUAUUAAGAUGGUGAAGAAACUGGGAGCAGGGCAGUUUGGAGAAGUCUGGAUGGCGUACUACAACAACGCAACCAAAGUCGCAGUGAAGACGCUGAAGCCAGGCACCAUGACGGUUGAAGCCUUCAUGGAGGAAGCUAACGUCAUGAAGACGCUGCAGCACGACAGACUGGUGAGGCUUUACGCUGUCGUCACCAAGACUCAACCCAUCUACAUCAUCACUGAAUACAUGGCAAACGGGAGCCUGUUAGACUUCUUAAAGAGCGACCUUGGAUGCAAAGUGCAACUACCCAAGCUCAUCGACUUCUCAGCACAGAUAGCGGAGGGCAUGGCGUACAUAGAGAAGAAGAAUUAUAUUCACAGAGACCUGAGGGCUGCGAAUGUCCUGGUGUCCGAGAGUCUGCUCUGUAAAAUAGCUGAUUUUGGUUUGGCAAGAGUCAUAGAGGACGACGAGUAUUCGGCCAGAGAGGGAGCCAAAUUCCCCAUUAAGUGGACCGCUCCAGAGGCCAUUAACUACGGAACCUUCACCAUCAAGUCAGACAUGUGGUCCUUCGGAGUUUUGCUUUACGAGAUUAUCACCUAUGGGAAAAUCCCUUAUCCAGGUAUGACCAAAGGGGAGGUGAUGUCCUCGGUGCAGCGUGGCUACAGGAUGCCUCAGCCUGACAACUGUCCCAAUGAGCUCUACGAUAUCAUGAUGUCCUGCUGGAAGAACCGACCCGAGGACAGACCCACCUUCGAGUACAUGCAGAGCGUCCUGGAUGACUUCUACACGGCCACAGAGGGACAAUACCAGCAACAGCCGUAGAGACACGAAGCCAGGAAGAGAUUUUUGACACAGACAUUUCACAUUCACUCCACAUGUAUAAUUUUAUUUUCAGUGGUUGUACUCUUUUGUAUAUAUGACUCUUUGGAGACUCUACUGUAUUUAUAUUCAUCCUGGCUACUUUGUUGGUGAGAAAAUACAGUUUGCAGCUUUUAGACUAUACUGCAGCAGCCUAAAGGUGCCAUCUGUGUGUAUAAAUACUGUAUUUUGUGCAUUUCUAAGCAUGUUCAGAGGUACAUAAGAGAUACAUUUUUGCACAAAGUGACCAAAUAACAGACACUAUUCUCAUGAACGUGCAUAUAAUAUUAAAUUUCAGUGUGUUUGUUAGAGUGGCUGAACAAACAGUAGGCAUUGUACAAGGAGUUUGCAGACUGUGCACUUUUUUCACUCUGAGCAAACAUAUUUGAGGAUCUAUUUGGCUUCAGAGUGGUGUAUGGAUGUUUUUACAUGCCUGAGUUGUUCUCUAAAAAUAGAUUUUCAUAAAAUGUAGGACUUUUUCAAGCAAAAACAUCAAAUCAUCUGCCUUUAUAUGUUGUUCUAUGCUUUUCCAUAUGAAAGGUACGGCAGCAAAUCACACGUUAGGCUGUACAUACAUGAAGUUAUCAUGAUCCUUUUUACAUUUCAGAGCAAAUUAUGUCUUGAGUUGCUCUAACAUUGAGAGUCAGAUCUCUUUGUGGUGUAAGUUUCUGUCAUUGUAAGGAGUUGUUUCUGUUGCUUUCUCUUUCUAUAACCAGAAAAGAGUUAGUUCCUUUAUAAUCCACUUCAUAUUGAAGUGCUGUAGCUUUUGUCUGUUGCUUGUUUCGGGGUUUAAAUGUCGGAGCCGUUCUCUCUAUAUCAUCAUUUCAAACAUGUUGUUUUUCUCAAUCAAAUGUGGGAUCUAGAUAGAGCAUUAGAUGCACAGAUCUACAGAGCAACAGCAUGUCAUUACUGUAUGAGUUAUUUUGAACAUUAGAACCACAAGCUGUUUGUCAGUAAAUGAUGAUGUAUGUUUUGUAUUCAAAUAAAAAUCUGCAACUGAGCUGAAGAUAAAUGUAGUACACUUUAUUCUGUUGGAUUCUUUUGUAUAAUUAGGUCAUAUUUAAAAGAUUUAAUCAUCACAAAUACUUUAAUAAACGUUACCAAAUAAU
Acanthochromis polyacanthus (spiny chromis) is the source of this 2824-nucleotide messenger RNA. It is a transcript of the gene lyn, whose product is annotated as LYN proto-oncogene, Src family tyrosine kinase. The coding region runs from base 153 to 1679 and encodes 508 amino acids. The record is from RefSeq and is a predicted model, not a curated record. Lineage: Eukaryota; Metazoa; Chordata; Actinopteri; Pomacentridae. The transcript is spliced from 13 exons. Gene Ontology annotation, biological process: cell differentiation; protein phosphorylation; innate immune response. Gene Ontology annotation, molecular function: signaling receptor binding; ATP binding; non-membrane spanning protein tyrosine kinase activity. Gene Ontology annotation, cellular component: extrinsic component of cytoplasmic side of plasma membrane.